Messenger RNA from Aspergillus alliaceus, 1407 nucleotides. RefSeq lists its product as uncharacterized. The record is from RefSeq and is a predicted model, not a curated record. The transcript has 3 exons. The coding region runs from base 1 to 1407 and encodes 468 amino acids. Lineage: Eukaryota; Fungi; Ascomycota; Eurotiomycetes; Eurotiales; Aspergillaceae.
AUGGCACUUGCACAACAACCCACCGUAGAAGACCGGAGCUCUUCGGAUACAUCAGCAUCAUCGCUGAGAAGCCCUCGAACAGCUCGCUUCGUGGAAGCAACGACAGUCCAAUCCCCAACUGGCCCCACAGAGACCAGGAAGUCACCGUUCGCAGACCCUCCUCAUCAGCCUCAGACCCCGCUUGAUGUGUCUGACGUAGGCUUCGGAUACGUCGCUGCAAAUGACCCCGUGCAGCACGUACCACACCAUCAACUACCAACUUCACCACUCAAAAGUGCUCUUAAAAUCCCAGGGACUCCUGGGCGCACACUGAAUCCACUUAGCCCUACGUUUCGUGAGGAAUUCUAUGUGGAGAAGGAAGAAAAGUCUGCAGAAAAGGAGAACGCGAGAGACCUGCGAAUUAAACUUCGCGUUCGGGUUGCCAAAAUGUUUUUGCGUUUCGUGAACUUCGGCUGCAGUUUAAUUGUUGUCACAAUAUUAUCGUUGACUCUGUUCGUAUUCCAUUCCACCAAAUCAUUGCCUUCUAGGGGUGGCUUUCCCGCCUGGGCAAAUGGCACCAAUCCGUGGACGCAAUAUUUGCUCCUAUCAGUAGCAUGUGUCUCGUUAUUUGCUUGCCUUAUUGUGUUUUGGGGCUAUUGGAAAGGCGGCCACAAGCGGGCUGAAAAGCUUACCGUUUACUAUCAGACAAUUGCAGUGUGCUUCUUCAUUUUCAGUCUUAUCAUGUGGAUCAUCGCGGCGGCGCUCUACCAGAAUGAAAAAGCCAAUGGAAAUAGCCAGGAUCUUUGGGGCUGGUCUUGUAAGAAGAAUACAAGAGAAACUCUGUUCCACAACGAUAUCGACUACGCCCUCCUUUGUCGCCUGCAGGACUGGGGCCUGGUGUGCGCUAUCAUUGAGGUUGUCCUUGAAGUGCUGGCCAUCCUUAUAUAUGCGGUUGUUUUCUAUCGGUUCUGGACUAAAAGACGGCUUAUGAAGUCAAUGGACCGCCGUGACAAGGCAAGGUCUGAUCUGUACCUUGCUCAGCUCCGUCUCCAGUCCGCGCCCAAUACCCCUGGAUUCCCUCUUGCUCAAAAGGCGCCUAUGGUAUCUACUACUGUUUCACAAGACCCUUAUUCAAUAGCCGAGAAUGGCGAGUCAUGCUCGACUCAGUUCGCCACGCCUCGGUCUCCAACAAAACCUCAACCCGCCUUUCAGUUGCAAGCGCCUCCCAUCCGUGUACAACAAGCAACCCCUAAAACAGAACAGAGGGAGUUUUUUGCCCCUAACUCGGCUCCCACUGCUUCUAUCCCGGCUCCCAAUAUUAACCAACACAUGGUUGCUGCUCCAGGCGAACGGGCCUACGAUGCUGUCCCAAUUCCAAUGGCCUAUUCGAGUCCGAUGUCGCCCAAUUUCCCUCAAGGUCCUCGUUAA